UUGUUUCGAAAAAAUAUGCCCCCAACGCAAAAUGCAAUUGGCCGAUAUACACAUCAAGCGCAAGCGAAAAGGGUAUUUCAAUCCUCAGAAUCAGACGAGCAUCGAGCAUUAGUGCUGGAAAUAUGCGUAACUAAUGAAGAUGUGAGAACAAAUUCCGAAAAAAGUAAAAAAAAAGGAAAGAAAGGACACAACAUUGGUAAAAAUAGCGUAUAUGACGAAUACGGAAUUAUCCGCUUCAACGGGCUAAACAUUUGCGACUGUAUGAAUCAAGAAUGUGGUGGUUGCUGGUAUGAAUGUCGCAACUGUGGCUCCACUAGGUGUGGGCCUCAAUGUCGCUCAAACCGAAAGUUCUUGUAUGAGGGCGUUACAUAUGACGGAAAAGACUUAUCUAUAUCUAAUAAAUAUUAUCCUGAAUAAGGUAAAUUAAAAACAACACAAGAGAUAUUGUACACACAUAUGAAUGUCUGUAAACUCUUUACACAUUGAAAUCGAACUUCAUAUAAAUUGCAUGCAAAAGUAAAAACAUUCUGUUAAGUUUAACUUAAAAAAAAUUUGUUACCAUUCAAUAAAAUUUGCAUUAUUAAUAAUAGACUAGGUAAAAAUACAUAUAACAUUGCAAAGUCUCAGAAUAAAAAAUAAUUGGACGUUUGGCACAUGUGCUCAAGAAA
Molecule: messenger RNA, 668 nt
Organism: Drosophila eugracilis
Lineage: Eukaryota; Metazoa; Arthropoda; Insecta; Diptera; Drosophilidae
Product: ARL14 effector protein-like
Exons: 2
Coding region: 16-417 (133 amino acids)
Cellular component (GO): intracellular membrane-bounded organelle
Source: RefSeq, a predicted model, not a curated record